GAGGGCUUUAUCAUAUUCAUGAUCAAGAAUUUAUUCAUCGAGAUUUACAUAGUGGAAAUAUACUUUAUAGUAACCCAUAUAGCAAGCAUCUUGUGGUAAUAAGCGAUUUAGGAAUUAGUAAGUCUUCAACUGAAUCAACUGAUAAUGAAAAUAAUUAUGGAAUUAUUCCCUUUAUGGCUCCUGAAAUUUUUCUAGGACAAAUAUAUACUACAAAAACAGAUAUCUAUAGUUUUGGUAUGAUUAUGUGGGAGUUAAUGACAGGAAGAAAGCCAUUUUGGGAUCAAGAUCAAGAUAAUCAUCUUAUCAUUAAAAUAGUUGAUGGUUAUCGCCCUCCCAUUGUUACAAAUGCACCCGAGGGUUUUACCGAGUUAAUGCAGAAGUGUUGGCAUAUUAACCCAAAUGAAAGACCAACAGCUAAUUAUUUGAAAGAAAAAGUUAGCCUUAUGGCGGCCAUUACAUAUCACCAGUCGAUCGACGCAAUUUAUUUUUUAUUCAUUAAACCCAAUUCUGGCGAAGCCAAAUUGUUUAUAGCAAAGUUCCUAAAUAUUGAAGACAAUAUUGAAAAACAAAUUAGUAAAAUAAAAAAGAUUUUGCGUGGAAAAUAUGUAAAUAUGACUUUAAAUCUUCAAAGAAUUUGUCCUAGUUUGUCGCAAGAAUUUUAUUAUUAUGAAAAACCACAAUUAAUCGUAAUUUGA
This is a messenger RNA of Funneliformis geosporum, 695 nucleotides long. NCBI's taxonomy places the organism in Eukaryota, Fungi, Glomeromycota, Glomeromycetes, Glomerales, Glomeraceae. The record is from the annotation of a GenBank genome assembly.